AUGAAUUCGGAUGGCGUCAGAUCCAGAAUUCCACAGAUUUCGCGAACAAAAUCCGCCCUUAUUCGUGAUUAUUGGCACUCUAGAGAGUACACCGUGUCUCAAAUCUCUGAAUGGCUAAAUUGUGGGCCGCGAGAGGUUUGGUAUGCAAUCAAGAAUGAAGCCAAUGACAAUCUGAGUGAAGACUCGCGAUACCUGAAUGGUCAAUUGGGCGACAUAAUCAACGUCGACGAACUUCCGGUUCGCAAAAGACCGAUCACAGAGCCUCAGGUGAAACUCGAGGAGCUCGAGGUUGAACAAGUGGAUGUUAAGCUCUGUAACGAGUACGACGGGAACACCAGCGAAUCAGAGGAUACGGAUGAGAUUGAGCGUGAACAGUGUUUGAGUUCGCAAUCCCAAGAUGAGCAAUCGCAGCUCAAUAUCAUGAGCCCCAAACCACCACCUAGUUAUGAAGAAGCUGCGGGUCCGGACGCAUCACAAGUGCUAUUCCGUGCCGCUCCAUCUCGUACGUCAGGAGCCGAUCAACGAUCUGCCGCGGCCGGUCGACCUCAUGAUGGGCGCCCACGAUUGCCUCUCGACCCAUCUUCCGAGCGUGUCCACCCUGUUGUUGCUGCCACCUACGCGUCCGCAUUUAAAGGCAAAGGGCGGGAGUUACCGCCUAGUGUGGCAUCAAAACCUUCCUCAGCUACAAUACCUACAAUACCUACCGCCUCGACCAGUCAAUGUCAGGUCAGCGCAUUUUUGAGCGGACUGAAGCGGCCGCAGGCUUGUUUGAAAGACGCGUUUUAUGAGUUCGGCGUGAAAACGGAUGCAGAUCUGGAUGUUCUCUGCACUCUGCAGGACCAGUGGGAUGUUCUGAAGGAAUUCUUGAUGACUAGGAACGUGACUAUAUUUCAGUGGAUGAUGGUGAAAAACGGUUUAGAGGCUCGUGCGACUCACUUGUCAGAUAAUCAUGCGAGGGGUGGAUGCAGUGGCAUCCAUAACAACAUUCCGCAGUUACCGGGAGCUUCAGAUAAAAGGCCAGAGGCCUUAGUACUCCGCAUCAAUCGACCACGAAAGCCGUCAGCCUUGACUGAGGACGAUAAAAUCCAAUUCUUGGGCUUCGGGAAGGUUCUCGACUCCGAAGAUGUGGAAAUGGGUGAGGUGUCCAUCAAGCUGGAGGGGGACCUCAAUGACGGGAGCUUCGAUGAUGUAGUGGUUCCUUCCGCCGCUGAAAGUAUCGAGAUGGACUUGAUCGAAGAACUCCAGUACCCGGAUAAUUUUGACCCCCCUUCAAGUGAUCCCGUAGUAAAAGCACAAAGUCCCCCGAUUGUCCAGAAGCAUGCAGAAACGCAGCGUUUCUCGAAGAUGCGUACCCCGCCACCCCCUGUUAUUCCUCUCCAAGAAGUGCAGGAAUCGACUAGUUCAUCGUCGAGCGACAUUCAGCUCGAGCCGGAUUUAUCAAACAAUACAACGGAUGCCAAACAUGCUUUCUCCCCGGCGGUCGAUGCAUUCCUCAGAAGCCUCCCUAGCUUGUCUCCCCCGCCUGCUCAUUUCGCGCAAGAGUUGAUCUCACUGGGAUUCAGAUCAGAUGCCGAUCUCGAUGCACUGGCUCUCGCAUCGCCCAUGGAGGGAGAUUGGGAUGAGCUCAAGAAGUGCCUUAUCCUCGACAAAUCUCACUAUGUUUGGUGGACCUACGUAAAGAAUGGACUGAAGGAGCGGAAGGAGAAGCUCAGUCGUGCCGGCCCGGAUAAUUUCUGGUCCCGUAUGCGUCCUCGUCUUUCUUUUCUGUCAUAA
Fibroporia radiculosa is the source of this 1773-nucleotide messenger RNA. RefSeq lists its product as uncharacterized. The transcript is spliced from 6 exons. The record is from RefSeq and is a predicted model, not a curated record. Bases 1 to 1773 code for a protein of 590 amino acids. Lineage: Eukaryota; Fungi; Basidiomycota; Agaricomycetes; Polyporales; Fibroporiaceae.